Messenger RNA from Exophiala mesophila, 1316 nucleotides. RefSeq lists its product as uncharacterized. Lineage: Eukaryota; Fungi; Ascomycota; Eurotiomycetes; Chaetothyriales; Herpotrichiellaceae. Gene Ontology annotation, molecular function: dioxygenase activity. The record is from RefSeq and is a predicted model, not a curated record. Bases 181 to 1203 code for a protein of 340 amino acids. The transcript has 2 exons.
CUCCACGGGGCAUACCUCGUGGCAUUUAGCGUGUCGUACCAUAUCAAGUGAUCGUGAAACUCUGCUCAAAUUUCUAGAUACUUAUCCACUGUCAUAACGUUGCUAGCUAGGUCACUCCAUCUUUCAGGACCAACAAGAACAUCUCCACAGUUUACAGUCAACCGGAGGCCAGACCCCGAGAUGGCACCGGUCACCACAGGUGUCGAGCAAGAUGAUCUGGUCAUGCCAGUGAUUGACAUGACCAGCUUCUUGAAUGGCUCGGCAAAACAAGAGAUCGGCGCGGCGAUCGCCCAUGCAUUCAAGCAGUCUGGAUUUCUGUAUCUGAAGAACCAUGGAAUCCCUCAAUCUGUCAUUGACACGGCAUUCGAGACAUCGGCCAAGUUCUUCGCCCGACCUCAAGCGCAGAAGGAUGAAUUGGCAUGGACUGAUGCUAAGUCCAAUCGAGGCUAUGUCGCCUCUGGUCGUGAAAAACUUGCUGAUCUUCCUGAAGAUGUCGGCACCCUUCGCGAAUCCAAUCCUGACCUCAAGGAGAACAUGGAGAUUGGUAAGGAGGGAGUUGAGGGCAUGCCGAAUCGAUGGCCAGCGCAUUUCGACGAAGAAGGAGAGAACUUCACUGCCUUCUUCAAGCAAUUCUUCAACAUGGCCCACAAUCUGAACGUUGCCGUCAUGCGUGCCAUUGCACUUGGAAUGGGAAUCCAGGAUGAAUGCUUCUUCGAUGACUACAUCAACAAGACGGACAACAACCUCCGACUGUUGCACUACCCAGCUGUGGCCAAGAGUGUCUUUCAGACCGGCCAGAACCGUGUCCGAGCCGGAGAGCAUUCUGAUUAUGGUUCCAUUACCCUUCUGUUCCAGGACUCAGUCGGGGGUCUCGAGGUCAAGUCGCCCAAGGGCACUUGGGUCCGUGCGACGCCCAUUCCAGGAACAAUCGUGGUGAAUGCAGGUGAUCUGCUCAGUCGAUGGAGCAACGACGAGAUCAAGAGCACCAAGCAUCGCGUGGUGCAGCCACCACCAAGCCCGGAGGACCUGGAAAACGAUCCUAACGGCGUCUUUCCAGCACGAUACUCGAUUGCGUACUUUUGUAUCCCCAACUCAGAGGCAUUCAUUGAGGCUCUGCCCGGCACAUGGGAAGCUUCGGGCAAAAAGUAUCCAGGUGUCUUUUCUGGGCAGUACCAGGUGCAGAGACUGGAGGAGACUUACUGAUGGCGGGAGUCUGGAAUCAACAUGCAAGAAUCAUGUUAUUGUAGAUGAUCGUAGACUGUUUUAAGUUAACAAGCUGACAUCAAUCUUGAAAUUCGAAUAUUGUACGCUUGGCA